GAAAGCGAAAGGCUUUUCACAUUUGCCAUUUCACAUUCUCAUGUGAGACUCACAUGCAUAUGCAUGUAUGACAUAUACACCACUUCCUCUUCCGACACGAUUCAAUUUUCAGAUCACUGCUCUCUCUCUCCUCUCCUUCAUUUUCCAUUCCCUUCACUCUCAGGAGGGAACAAGGAGAAGAAGAAUCCAUGGAGAAUGAGAAGAAGAAGAAUCUAAACCAUGUUAGAUUUCCAAAAACCACCAGAUUUUUAACCAAUUCCUGUGUUUUUCUCUUCUCCUUGUUCGCCAUUUUCAAAACUGGUCUUCCUUUUGAUUAUUCUGACGCAUUAACCAAGAGUCUCCUUUACUUCGAAGCACAGCGCUCCGGUCGCUUACCCUACAACCAGCGCGUCACAUGGCGCGACCAUUCAGGCCUCACUGAUGGCUUGGAACAAGGAGUGGACUUAGUUGGAGGAUAUUAUGAUGCAGGGGAUCAUGUUAAAUUUGGUCUGCCAAUGGCGUUCACUGUGACAAUGCUUUCAUGGAGUGUCAUCGAAUUCCGGGAUCAGAUCGCUCGCGCCGGAGAAUUAGAACACGCAUUAGAGGCUAUUAAAUGGGGGACUGAUUAUUUCAUCAAAGCGCAUACUAGUCCCAAUGUGCUAUGGGCUGAGGUAGGUGAUGGUGACACCGACCAUUACUGUUGGCAACGGCCGGAGGACAUGACCACAUCCAGGCAAGCCUACAAGAUCGACGAGAAUAAUCCUGGCUCGGAUCUAGCCGGAGAAACUGCCGCCGCAAUGGCUGCCGCAUCUAUAGUGUUUAAAAGAACAAACCCGCAUUAUGCUUAUCUCCUCUUGCACCACGCCAAACAGUUGUUUGAGUUUGGAGAUAGGUACAGGGGAAAAUAUGAUGCAAGUGUGGAGGUAGUAAAGAGCUACUAUGCUUCUGUGAGUGGCUAUAAGGAUGAGUUGCUGUGGGGAGCCAUGUGGCUCUACAAGGCCACCGACAGCCAAGAGUACUUGAAAUACGUUAUUAACAAGGCUCACUGUUUUGGCGGGACUGGUUGGGCCAUGACAGAGUUUAGUUGGGAUGUUAAGUAUGCUGGCCUUCAAAUUAUGGUUUCAAAGUGGCUCAUGGAUGAAAGACACAAAGAGCAUAGACACAUAAUAGAGCAGUACAAGUCAAAGGCUGAGUACUACAUAUGCUCAUGCCUUAACAAAAACAACAAUGGUAGUAAUGUGGAGCGAACUCCAGCAGGUCUUUUACACAUCCGACAAUGGAACAACAUGCAGUAUGUUUCUACGGCAGCAUUCCUUCUAACUAUAUACUCUGGUUACCUUCGAGGCUCUGACCAAAAGAUCCAAUGCCCUAAUGGAGUAUUGGAUCAUAAAGAGAUCCUGAGUUUUGCUAAAUCACAAGUUGAUUAUAUCCUAGGUUCUAACCCAAUGAACAUGAGUUAUCUUGUGGGAUACGGUCCUAAAUUCCCCGCAAGAGUGCACCACAGAGGGGCCUCAAUAGUGUCAUAUAGAGAGAACAAGGGGUUCAUUGGGUGCACUCAAGGGUAUGAUAAUUGGUAUAGCAGGAAAGAAAAGAACCCCAAUGUUUUGGUUGGGGCAUUGGUGGGAGGACCUGAUUGCCAAGACAAUUUCAGGGACCAAAGAGGUAAUUAUGUGCAGACAGAGGCUUGCACAUAUAAUACAGCACCAUUAGUGGGUGUUUUUGCAAAUUUGUUAGAAAUGGAGGAUCAAAUGGGUGAUCAUAAUCAGCCUUUGGUUGCUUCUUAUUAGAAAUAAGAUUUAUAGAUUAAGAGUAUUGAAUAUUACACAUAGAGGUGGUUUUUGGGCGUGGCUGAGCUAAGUGUUCAAGCCUCAUUUGUAAUUUGGGAAGCCUGAAAGAAGGGCCUCAUUUUGCA
Manihot esculenta (cassava) is the source of this 1891-nucleotide messenger RNA. Its product is annotated as endoglucanase 11. Gene Ontology annotation, molecular function: hydrolase activity, hydrolyzing O-glycosyl compounds. The transcript has 5 exons. Gene Ontology annotation, biological process: carbohydrate metabolic process. Bases 189 to 1766 code for a protein of 525 amino acids. The record is from RefSeq and is a predicted model, not a curated record. Lineage: Eukaryota; Viridiplantae; Streptophyta; Magnoliopsida; Malpighiales; Euphorbiaceae.